This is a messenger RNA of Glarea lozoyensis ATCC 20868, 2913 nucleotides long. RefSeq lists its product as uncharacterized. NCBI's taxonomy places the organism in Eukaryota, Fungi, Ascomycota, Leotiomycetes, Helotiales, Helotiaceae. The transcript has 7 exons. The record is from RefSeq and is a predicted model, not a curated record. Bases 1 to 2913 code for a protein of 970 amino acids.
AUGAGUGGGCAAGUUCCAUUUAUUGCAUACAACUUUGAUCCAAUAUCGGCCAGAACGGGGCACCUCAUCUCCAUUGUUAUUGGAUGUCUUGCAGACAACAGAACUUCGAUCUACGGUAUUUUCUCUCUUGACGACGCCGUCGAUCUUCUUUGUUCUUCAUUCACUCUCUUCCACAAGUACUCAAUCUUCAAGAUACCAAGAAGACUUCAUACCUGGGGUUUAGUGCUCAUAAAUAGCGACGUUAUCAAUAUUGUUCCGAGGGUCCAGCACAAUAUGGCAGACGUUGCAAAGCCACUAGAUUCUGUGGCUGUAGAGCCUUCCAAACCAGAGCAGAAAGAACUAGAAAAGGUUGCAGAGCCCAAGCUUCCUUCUGAAGACGGUCAUGCCACCAAACCAGCGGAUUCGCCGACAAAGUCCUCCGAAGAAGAGAAUGCUCCAACAGAAACGAAAAAGCCUGACAAAGAAAAGCCCAAAGAAAAGGAAUCGGACUCAAAUCCGCCAGUCGUAGACGUUCCCAAGAAAGAAGUACCGGCUACUCAACCCAGUGAGGAAGAAGGCACGGAUCCCUUGCCAGUCAAGAUUGAACCCAAGCCUACGAAGACAGACGAGAAAUCUUCAAAGAUCGAGGAGUCUCAGAAACUAGAGACAGAAGUUCCAGGCGAGAACGCCCCAGAUGCGAAACCUCCAGCAGAAAAGGCACCAGAUGCUGUUUCUCCAGAAGUCAAGAACCCGGUAGUGAAAGGCUCUCUGACCGAGACUGUUGUUAAUGCUGUUGAGGGCGCGGUCAUCGGCGCUGGGGCUGCGGCUAUCAAGGAGCUUACAGCUAAAACUGCUGGUGACCUAAAGAACAUUGAAAAGGGUCUCCAGCAAGAGCUAGUAGCAGAGACCAAAGAUGGUCUCCCCAGCCUGGCUGAGAUUGGGGAAGGUAUCGUCGAUGUGGUAGAGACCAUUGGCGAGGAAAUUGUGGAAGGCGCUGAGAUUGUUAUCAAAGAAGUCAAGGCCCAUCCUGAGCUGAUCGCUGAAGGCGCUGUUGCCGUGGCUAUUGGAGUUGCUUCUAUUGUCCAACCAGAGCUAAUUGUCGGAAGUGUAGCCAUGAUCGGUAAAAUGGCAGCAGACAGAGCGAAGAUUACUGCCAAUGAAAUCGCCGUAGAAGCUAGUACUCACGUUGUUAAUGAACUUAGCAAAGAUCUGAACGAAGAACUUGCGCAACAUGCUAAGGUUGAGGCAACGACUACUAAAACUGAUACUGUCAAGACAGAAAAGAAUGUAGAUGAGGCUGCAGGGACUAUCACUAAGAAGGAGAUCAAGCAGAGCGUGAAGGAGACAACCAUUCAAAUAGUGCCCAAAGAGCCAGCACCAGCAAGCACAUCCGCAGUUGAUGCAGAUUUAAAGACUGUGGAUAGCAAAGAGGUGAAUCAAAGUGCGACCGAAGCAGUACAAAGUGACGCCAUCAAAACUCCAGCUGAGCCUACCAAAAGAAAUACAGCCGCCGAUGCCGAAAACGUGGCACCAGACGGAAAGCACUCAUCAGUGGUUAUCAAGAGUACCACAAAGACAACUUCAAUCAAAAUCGACGAAGAUGGCACUAUUACCAUUGGUACUGACAGUCCCAAAGACAUAGAGCCUGCCAAAAUAGCUAAAAUUUCGACGACCGAUGCAAACAACGCUGAUGCUUCUGCUGCGGAAGUAAAGCCACCAGGCGCGUCAACAAACCUACAGACCGAUGCGUCUAAGUCUUUGGAGCACAAAAUAAACGAAGCAAUUGAGCAAGUAGGUGGGAGCGUGCCAGCUGCAAAAGACGCCCAGGAAGUUGUCAAGGCAAUGUCACCCGAGCCCUUGACAGUUUCACCUGGAAAACCUUCACUACCUACUACUAUUCCUGAUGGUUUCACUAGCAGAGGCGGUGACCAAGGACUUUCUGCACUCACAGAGACUCUGCUAGAAAUCCACAAGAAGCUUGACGCUCUAAAUAUGACAAAUAGCUCACAUCCAAAAGAAAUGGCAGGCCAGAUUCCCCAGAUCGUUGAUGCCCAUACUCACGAGAGUUUGGAUCAGAUCCACCAAAAGUUAGACGGCAUAAUUCACUUGAGAACCGACGAAACGCAAGCAGUCUUGUCCUCUAGAGAGUCAGGAGAAUCUACCACUGCCCCAGUAGAGGAAGAAAAAGAACAUGUCUUGUCAAGUGCCAUGAGCAAAAUCCACAUUAAACUUGACGAAUUGCUUUUAUCCAAUGCGGAAGUGAUCAAGGCCGCAGCGACCAAAAAGGAGCAAGCUAGCGAGUUAGCUACACAAAAGGACCUGGAGAAACUACAUGAGAAACUCGAUAAAAUGCAAGAAGCACUUGCAAUCAAAUCGGAUUUGGAAGAAGGAAUCGUUCCUGUUCAUAAGAAAAUGGACGCCAUUCAUGAAGCCAUUCUUUCAGAUGCAAAAUCAGCACCCUUUCAGGAUUUUGUGCAAGCGAACGAGAAGGCCAACGACGUGGCUGCCCAAACCGCGACCCAUCUGGAGAACUUCCAUAAAAAAUUCGAAGUUAUGCAAGCAUCUAUUGAUAAGUUGACUGAAGCUCUCGCGGCAAAAUUAAAAGCUGAAGCACCUCCGCCUUCACACCCAGCUGCAAUUCUGACGCCAGAAGCUAGCGGCAUCUCCGAACCAGUCCAGACAAGCGAUUCCACUAAGGACGUCACUGUGCCAGCUCAAAACCCUCAGGACGCCACUGAAGUUUUACCAACCGCCGCAAACGAGAUUACCAAGGACUCUACAACGAAACCGACACCAUCUGAACCAGUAGCCGAAUCAAGCGACACAGCCACCAACAGUAACGUUGAAGCUUCAGCUGAGCCUGCCACACCAAAGAGUCCUGGUGUCAAGAAACACGUCAAACGAUCAAGCUUCUUCGGCGGAUUCUUUGGAUAA